AUGGAAGCAGCGUCUACAUCUUCAACCUCCAAGGUGAUACUACAAUGCACCGACCCUUCAAACGUCCUUGAGGCAUUCGAGGCCCGUCUCGCGCCGCGGACACCUCUGAAGAACCUGCACUGGAAAUCACCGACCCGACCACUGCGAUCUAUCCCGUCGCUCAAUACCAGCGUCGUGCGAAAAGACCCCUCACAGGCAGGAGCGCAAUCAUCUGCACGAAGACAUCAGAUUCCUGGUCUCCGCGAGACUCCCUAUGUUAAGCUGUACCUCCUUCGAUGCGAUGAUAAAGAUACGUACAAAGAAACGGCGAGGAAGGAGAUCAAGCAGUGGAUCAAAGAGAACACCUUUGAAAAAGAAAGUAAGAGCUCCCUCAAAGUUCAGGAGCAUCACGAUGCUUUUGAAUGGAUGAUCGUACAUGUUGUUAUUCCAGGCACUCAGGCCGCAAAUCAGCCAGUUUCGUCUAAACACCUAUCACUCAAUGAUACGGAGAGCACGGAUAGCGUCAACAGCAAGACGAAAUGGACAGGCAAGAGUAGUUCGACCAUCUACGAUAAGCUACGAGCAGACUUCAGCAGUUCGAAAUUGACCGUGCCGCGAGUUGCGCAAGUCCGCUUGACAGAACCUGGGAAGCCACCAGGCGCACUAGCCCCUUCCGAGAUCGAAGAGCAAUGGCAGGACUUCACCAACUAUCUGAAGGCGAGCAUACUCAGGUCAUUUGACAUCCGUGUCGCGCAGUACGAAGAAGAUAUCAAAGAACGGGAAGGUCAAAGAAGUCUGCCUGGUUGGAAUUUCUGUACCUUCUUCAUCCUCAAGGAAGGACUUGCUCGUGGCUUCGAGAAUGUCGGGCUACUCGAUGAUGCCCUUGCUGUGUACUCCGAACUCGAGGUUGGGUUGGACAUGACCGUUAAGGAGCAGUAUGAGAAGGGAGACAGCGAUACUAGUGGUGCGCUGCUGCCAUAUUCUAAUGAAUUGAAGACUACGAUUCGACAUGCCCUCGACGACAAAGUGCCAGACCCAGCUGAUGAUGGGAGAAGUAUAUACAUGGCGGAGAUCUUUGCGGUGAAUAGAGAGAAGCUUCCUUUCGAUGUCGACAAACGCAAAUAUCGCGAUCUCAUACUCGCCAACGAGGUCUCUCCGCUCGAUGUUCGAAUUUACAUAUUUACUCGACAGAUGGAGAUCAUGCUCAGGCGUGCAAACAUUGCAAGUCCGCAUGGGAAAGACGCUCCUGUCGAUUACAACGUGAUGGCUGAUUUGGCAGAGCUCGCGCUGAACUUCAUCAACUUGGGCUCGCGAGAAUUGAGGGCGGAUUUGCACAAUGCAUGGGGUGGACGUCUCUCAGGGGAGGAGCGCGCGCUUCAGAAGAUCGUCAUAGGCAAUGCUGUUGCCUCUUGGGCCUGGUCCGCGGUUGCCCAGGUUUUAGGCUACCUUCUUCCGGUCAUCGACCUCAGUUUGGAACAAUUCGACACUUCAGUGGACGUGCUGGAAGAAGAUGCCAGGCUUGAUCGCAAUCAACGGCCGCCUCAAACACCAAAUGGUCAAUCACCUGCCUCUUCUGCCGCCUCCAGCCCGAGACGCGGCCUUCGAGCCGAAUCGCUCUCCCGAACCGCGUCACAAUCGCGAAACGACUCUGAAGAGAACCGGUUCAAACAACCAGGGUUAAAGAAGCCUGGCUAUGAUCGCCUGUUAGCGCUAAUAGCUCGUAUAUUCCUCUUGGCACGGAAGACAGUUGAAAACCUCCCCGCUGUUGGUCGGUGGGUGAAUGCACUGCGAGACCUUAACAUAUCUGGUUAUGAACAUGCUAGUCGAAACUUGCACCGUCUGUCAUCCGAGUUCAGCAUUGCCACCCUCAAUGGUCUCAACGGAGUCUCCCCCGCCCAUGACGAAACCGACUUGUCCAGCAAUAGGCUACAAUGUCUUGAGCCGCCAGUCUUGAAAAUUGCGGCAAGCCUGGAAGAUCGCUUUCAGGAGCUAUACUCUCUUCUGUCGCAAGCAAUGCACCAUCUCUACGUCGAAGCAGACAACAAACACUCUGCUCGUCAAGUUCUGAUUGAUCUAGCCAUGCUGGCAUUCAGCAAAGGUGAUAGACCCUUCGCAAGAAAGUGUCUGAGCACGAUUAUGGGAGCCGCGUCUCAGGAUCCACUGGUGGCUGUUCAGCCUCAUGUGCUGGCUAUGUAUGCCGAGUGUCUAAAGGACGAGGACCGGCCAGAUGACCUCGCUCUAUGUCUAUUGGAUUGUCUUCAAACUUCACCGGGUGAAACACCUUACCGCCUGGCUCAACAGCACGCCGAUCAGCUCGUUAAUGUGGGUCUGAGGAGCACGAACAUUCGCGUUCAUCUGCAUACAAUUGCCGAAGUUGUGCAAAUCGACCAGUCGAUUACACAUCGGCCUCAAGCCGGUGGAUUCUCUUUAUCUCUAACAAUUCGGAGCAAAUUCACAGCCAAGUUAGGCGCAUUCAGCUCUGCUCAGUUGACGCUGAGAGCCCUUGAAUUAUCCGAUCCCCAAACGAUCGUCCUCGAAAGCACUGAUCCACUAGAGCUCAAACAAGCGCCCACUACCAUCAAAUUCACAACCACAACGUCUACCAGUGGGUGGUAUCAGGUCGAACGUCUGGAACUUGGCCUCGGCAACAUACGAUUCGAACACGACUUUGAGGCAGAACGCAAGAAUCCUUUGCAAAACGGUCCCAAGCCCGCCCAAAUCAGAGCAGAGUCAUUGCCAAUAAUGGUCUAUCCGUCUUCCGAGAUAGUCCGUCUAAGUGCCGAACAGUCUCAUUCGAUUGACCUCAGCCUGCCGCGGUCUCUGACACUCACUAUGACCCUCGGAGGUCAAGAUGCCGGCCAAUGCAAUCUUCGCGUGCGACCUGGGACAGCAGGCUUACGAUUAGUACUUCAAGAUGCCACAGUGAUCGAUGCUGAAACUCACCCAAGCAUGAAACUUAGUCACAGCAGCGAUGGCAUGGUUCUUCAGUUCGACGAGAUCGAGCGCCAAUCACUGAUCAGGAUCAAAAUACCAUACUCUCUUGAGGGUCACGGGGAAGUCGUCGCUGGCUUGAAAUGCCUGCUCGGCUUCGACAUAGAUGGCGAGUCGUUUACGCUGCACCAGACAUGCAUGGCAGAAACCAGUCUUCCGCCUAGUGUCAACGUCCAGGAUCUACACCGGAGUGAUUACUGGCUCUCGCAGUUCCUCAUUGCGCCAGCGACUGCUGCACCUAUCGUCCUCCAGCGCUGUGACAUAGAAGAUGCCGAAGGACUGGAAGUUGACAGCUUCGGCAGCCUCGCAACCCACACUACUGUCUUCCCGCAGCAGCCUGCAAAAUGGCUGGCUCGGCUACAACGGAAGAUACCGAGCCAGUCAGCGGGCGCGAACGCCUUCACGCUCAAAGUGCAUUAUCAACGAGUAGAUGAGAUGGCUCUCGCGUCCGUGCAAACGCAAUUCUUGGCCGCCGCGAAAAGCGCGGGCCUCGAAGCGGCAGGGGAUCUCCUCAACUCACAUCUGGUUCGUACGCUGAAGGCUCGUUGGUCUGCGCAAGAUCUUGAGAUGCUUGGGCUGACCCAAGAAGUGGAAGUUUGGGAGAAGGACGAUCUGCAAUGGCGAGAUGUGCUCUGGGCAUUUGAAGGCCGAAACAAAGCAAAGAUUGAUGCAUGGCUAAGCAGUUGGCAUGCUGGGCACAAGAUUGUAAAAUUUGAUCAAAGCAGCGGUGUGACUCGAGAACUCUCACUGAAAGUGAACGUGCCGUCUCGUCCGACAGUAGUCACGACUGCUCUUGAGCCCAGGCUGUCGAAAGAGCGGACCACGGCUACCUUGGGCCAACCUCUGGCCUGUGAUCUCGGCAUCAGUGUCACUGGAGAACAAGACACGCGGAUCCAGUACUCAUAUGAGCUCUUUGCUCCGACUGAUACUUGGCUUAUUGGCGGGAGAAAGAAGGGCAUAUUCUCAGCCGACGUCGACGUCCGUAUACCCAUGAUUCUCUUCCCACAACGGAAUGGGUUACUACUACUUCCGAUGAUCGACGUCAGAUGCAGGAGACAAGACGGCAAGAGUCCACAAGCUACCGAAGGAGACUGGGUGGAUGUGCCCAUCGAAUUGUACAACAAAACGCUAUCCAAGUGCGUUCAAGUCACGGCCAACUUGCAGUCGGUGACUGUAGGACUGACAACAGAAGAGACAGCAUCAAAUGCGGGCACGGGACCUGGGGUAAACUCUGGAGUCCUUCUGCAGAGUCAAGAUAGAUGCGACAGAUACCUUUAA
This is a messenger RNA of Cyphellophora europaea CBS 101466, 4248 nucleotides long. RefSeq lists its product as uncharacterized. The record is from RefSeq and is a predicted model, not a curated record. Gene Ontology annotation, biological process: intra-Golgi vesicle-mediated transport; early endosome to Golgi transport. Bases 1 to 4248 code for a protein of 1415 amino acids. Gene Ontology annotation, cellular component: TRAPPII protein complex. Lineage: Eukaryota; Fungi; Ascomycota; Eurotiomycetes; Chaetothyriales; Cyphellophoraceae. The transcript has a single exon.